GGGCUGUGCCCUGUGCCCAGAGGCCACUGUGACCUCUGGGGGGUUUUUGGGGCACAGAGGCCUGGGGUGCCACUGCCCCAGAGCACCUUUCUCAGGAGGCAGCAGCUGCCUGAGAACCUCUGCAGGAAAGCAUGACAGAGACACCCAAUGGGGAGAAGAUGGACUUCAAGCAGCCACAGGUGGACCACAGGCAGCCACAGGACGAGAAGCGCUGCCCAAAUGCUCCUCCUGAGGCACAAGAGGCAGCAGAGGCAGCAGCCCUGGGUGAGCAGGUGUCCUCAGCAGGGACACGGAGCCGUGUCCCACCCCUGCAGAGCUCCUGCUCUUCCCCAGGCCCCUCAUCUGCCCAGGGGGCAGCCCAGACCCUCAGCGGGCCUGGGUCAGUGCUGGAAGCACCAGAGCCCGGGGAGGAGGAAGAGAGGGAAGUCUGCCAUCCCCUUGAGCCGUGCCGAGGGGAAAACCACAUGGAACGAGAGCUUUCCCAAGGGGAAGUCAGCAGAAUCCCGAAGCCGUCCCAAGGGGAAAAUAACAGCAACAAAACAUUGCCGCAUGAAAACUGGCGAUACAUCACAAUCCGGACGGUCUGGAUCAACCCCAACUACCCGGAGCUCUUGCAGGAACCCCUCCAGGAGGAGGCAAAGGCAGCAACUCCUUCUACCUCAGAUGAGCAGGUGCCAGCAGCUGCAGGGACACAGAGCCCUGCCCCGGGCAGCCCCUGCUGCUUUCCCUGUUCCUCACGGACCCAGCUGGCAGCCCGGACCCUCGGUGACCUGCAGCGUGUCCACAGGCAGCCCUCCAGCCCCAGGCGGACUCUGCAGGCUCUGUGCACCCUGCUCUGGUGCUCCUGCAUGGAGCUGCAGCUGGGUGAUUAGUGCAUGCUGCCAGACUCUAAUUCAAAUCAGUUCACUUGGGGUAGUUCAGUUGUCAAUACAUUUUUUUAUAUUUGCAAA
Molecule: messenger RNA, 950 nt
Organism: Vidua chalybeata
Lineage: Eukaryota; Metazoa; Chordata; Aves; Passeriformes; Viduidae
Exons: 2
Coding region: 132-872 (246 amino acids)
Source: RefSeq, a predicted model, not a curated record